CAUCCGGGUGUUUGUGGUUCCCGAUUGGCGACCUGUCGCCAUAAGCCUGAGUUUAUUUUGCUUCAAUAAAAUUUGGGUAAAAACCCAUUCAAUCACCCGUUUUCCUCUUUAGGAGAGCGGUUAACGCCUUGUGGGGCGCAACACUUCCCGCUUCAAGAAAAAACUGCGCGUUUCAAGGGGCGAGGCCCCGCUUUUUGGGCACCUAUUUUUUUGUGUUAGCACAGCUUGUUUUUACUGAGACAUUUGGAUUGUGUCUCUCAGUUUUCUCUCGGUUUGUUUGUGGUCAAUAUGUCGCCGUAAUGGGGUCUCCGCGUUUGACAGAAAUGAACAAGGGCCUUCGUCGCCUGACCCGCGCCAGCAACAACCCGUUGUUUUUCACUUUUACCCUGUUUCAUGCGAGAGAGCUCGGAGACUCUCUCCCCAGAGUUCGGCCUCAACAUGGAGAAAAAUCCAAACACCAACAACAGCAGCAGUACGAAGAUCCCGCCUCGCUCCAGCUCUAUAGGCCCGACUCCUGCAGACACUAAAACCAAAACAGAUGGCAAGAAUAAUGGGGGCUCAAAGCGCUAUAACCGCAAACGUGAGCCCUCUUUUCCCAAGGCUGAGAGCUUUUCAGGCCCUCGGCGUUCCCAGCCACAAAAAAGCAAGAAUUUUGACAAGAGACCCCCUCAGAGAGGUGGCGGUGGGGGUCGACAGUAUGGUCUCGCUGGAGGUGGGAGAAGAGAAGAGGUAGCAGAGACCUGCCGGGCAGAGUUUAGCCCAGCUCAGUUUGCUGGACCUAAAAAGAUUAGUCUGAACCACCUGCUCAACUUCACGUUUGAGCCACGAGGAGGUCAUUUUGGCUCCGGAGGCGAUGGCCAUUCCUGCUGGGGUCGUCGCAACAAGUGGGGUCACAAACACAAGCCCUUCAACAAGGAGCUUUUCCUACAGGCCAAUUGCCAGUUUGUGGUAAUUGAUGAUCAGGACUAUCAGGCCCACUUCACUGAUCCAGACACACUGGUGGACUGGGACUGUGUGCAGCAAGUGCGCAUCAACAGUCAUGAGGUGCCGUCAUGUCCGAUCUGCCUGUAUCCCCCCGUGGCGGCCCAUAUCACACGCUGCGGCCACAUCUAUUGUUGGCCGUGUAUGCUGCACUACCUCUCUUUGAGUGAGAAGAGUUGGUCCAAGUGCCCCAUUUGUUAUGAGGCCGUACACAGUGUUGACCUCAAGAGUGUGGUUGCCAUGGAGACCCAUCAGUAUGUGACCGGUGAUAUAAUCACCAUGUGUCUGAUGCGGAGAGAGAAAGGAACGCUGGUGGCUCUUCCCAGCUCUCAAUGGGUUAAAGUGGAGGAGCCCAUUCAUUUUGGAGAUGUACAUUUGAGCUCAUACUCUAAGCUGCUGCUGGCGUCUCGGGAGCAGGUUUUGGGUUUGCUGGCUGAAGAGAGGGUUGCUCUCCAAACACAAUUCAACCAAGAGAAAGACGACCCACAGGCCUGUUUCAUACAAAGCGCCUUAUUGCAGCUGCAGGAGCGAGAGGAGGGUCUGCUGAAGUGUCGCAAUAAGAAUAGAGGCUCUGUUGAUGAGCUAGACAUGAGGAAACUGUCUCUUACUGAGCACUCCUCUCCAGAGGUCACACUGGUCAAGAGCUUCACUAACUCUAAGCCCAUUAUACAGUAUGCAUCAGCAUUUGAUGAUGAGAUUCAGGAGCUCCACGAGGAGCCAGUGGAAGAGACACCUGCUCAGAAUGUUCCUGAGGUAGAUGAAGAGAUUCCUGAAGAACCAGUGGAUGACUACCCUGUGGAAGAGACCAAUCAGACCAGUCAGAAUGAGAUGGGCCCAAUGCAGAACUCUCAUCAUGGCCCAUUUUACUACUUCUAUCAAGCUGAGGACGGUCAGCAGAUGUUUCUGCACCCAGUGAAUGUUCGCUGUCUGCAGAGAGAGUAUGGAAGCCUAGAGAAUAGCCCCCAGUCUAUAACUGCUACUGUAGUGGAGAUUGAUGGACAGACUGUCACUGAGGAUAUUCGUCGUCGGCAUCGUUACCUCUCUCACCUGCCCCUCACGUGUGAGUUCAGCCUCUGUGAGCUAAAUCUUCAGCCACCGAUUCUCUCAAAAGAGACCCUGGACAGCUUCUCAGAUGACUUGGAGAAGCGGAAGCGUCUGAGGCUAAAGAAAGUGAGGGAUGAAAAGAGAAGAGAGAAGAGGAUUGAGAUGGAGGAAAACAGAAAACAGGGCAAAUAUCCAGAUGUGCAUAUUGGGCUGGAGAACCUCCAGCAGUUUCCUGCUUUUGGAUCCCCUCCUCAGAACAGCCCAAGAUAUCAGCCCCCAGAGUUCCUACUGGGACCCCCCUCACCUCUGAGCAACAGCCCAUCCUCUGAUGGAGUGAUGUUCCCUUAUCUGAGUCAGCACAGUCCCUGUCUCAGUGUAGCCAGUGUGGAAGAGGACUCUCACUGCAUGUCCUUUGCUCAGAUGCUGAAAGAUGGGAAAGCCCGUGUGGAUGCUGGGCCUAAAACCACCACAAAAAAAAUGAGUGCAGACAUGUUCCUGGCCCCUCCAUCAGUAGACAGUGAUGGAGAGAGUGACGGCUCUGAUCGAGAUCGAGUCCCAGUACCCUGUUUCCAGAACUCUUUCAGUCAGGCCUUUGAGGAGGCUUUGUCGCAGCUGGAUCAUGGAAAUCGAACCCCAGCACACACUUUUCCCAUCCCUGAGGAGAAAGGGGGGAAGAAAAAAAAGAAAAAGCAGAAGCUUCUGUUCAGCACCUCUAUGGUUCACACCAAGUAAACGGCACUGAAAUUCACCCUUGACUCCUAUCACUGUCUUCUGUCUUAUUCCUUCCCAUCUGCUUUUUAUGUUUCGUUAUGUCCCUCAAUAGACCUUAUUCACAGUGGUGUUAUUUUUGAUGUGAAUGAAAACUAGGCUGCGAGGGAUAGACAGUCGCAUAAAUGACAUCCAGUGUAUAAAGCUCCUAGAUCACGUCUAAUUUUCCACAUCUCAAGUUUUCUGGUCAAUUGAAAUGUUUUUGGGAAGAUGUUUUAUCUUUUUUUUUUUUUUUUGUCAGUGAAAAUGCACUGAACCACAGUAUAACCCUUUAAGAGACUGUUUGUCUAUCCCUCACAGCCCCGUUAUCAUUCCCAUUAAAAAUGUAAAGAUGGCACUACUGUAAACGAGGUCAAUAGCAGCUCAAAAUUAGAUGGCAACAGUGAGUGUGCAUGCCAUUGACUCAGUAUUAUAGAUCAAUCCCCAAAGUUGUCCUAACUCUAAAGUAACCAUUUAAAGAUUCUACAUCUAGUGACAUUUGACAUGGCACUGUAAUUUUUGUGGCCAAAUUCCAUCAGUUAACAUUUUCUGGAAUAUGAAUGGAGAAAUCAUGGGUAGUUGUUGGUUAUGGGCUGCUAUGAUAUACUUU
Molecule: messenger RNA, 3382 nt
Organism: Xyrauchen texanus (razorback sucker)
Lineage: Eukaryota; Metazoa; Chordata; Actinopteri; Cypriniformes; Catostomidae
Product: RING finger protein 10-like
Exons: 17
Coding region: 394-2757 (787 amino acids)
Biological process (GO): positive regulation of myelination; positive regulation of transcription by RNA polymerase II
Molecular function (GO): transcription cis-regulatory region binding; metal ion binding
Source: RefSeq, a predicted model, not a curated record